Molecule: messenger RNA, 1579 nt
Organism: Glycine soja
Lineage: Eukaryota; Viridiplantae; Streptophyta; Magnoliopsida; Fabales; Fabaceae
Product: bifunctional L-3-cyanoalanine synthase/cysteine synthase 1, mitochondrial
Exons: 10
Coding region: 181-1302 (373 amino acids)
Cellular component (GO): cytoplasm
Molecular function (GO): cysteine synthase activity
Source: RefSeq, a predicted model, not a curated record
AAAUCUGGUCAUCCAUUGAUACCUCUCAAAGCCAAAUUGGAAUCUUGCUUUGCUUGGACCACAAUAAUGCCUAAUCAAAUUGCAUAAUUUAAUUAUCAGUGCCUAGUAACCAACUAAUCAUAUAUAUGUAUAUAUACAUUGCAUAGCCUUGGGGUAUUCAAAAUCAUCAAUUUUCAAUUCAUGGCUUCCCUCAUGAGCACCAUCCUCAAGCAAAGGUCUUGUUCUUCUUCUUCACAUGCUGGGAGGCUGUUGUUCUCCACAACAACAGCAGCCAUUGUUGAUUCCCCUUCACUUGCUCAGAGAAUCAGAGAUUUGCCUAAGGACCUUCCUGGAACCAACAUCAAGAAGCAUGUUUCUCAGCUCAUUGGGAGGACUCCACUGGUUUAUCUUAACAAAGUCACCGAAGGAUGUGGAGCUUAUGUUGCUGUCAAGCAAGAGAUGAUGCAACCUACUGCCAGCAUCAAAGACAGACCAGCAUAUGCAAUGAUCACAGAUGCUGAGGAAAAGAAUCUGAUAACUCCUGGAAAGACAACUUUGAUAGAGCCUACAUCAGGCAAUAUGGGUAUCAGCAUGGCAUUUAUGGCCGCCAUGAAGGGAUAUAAGAUGGUUUUGACCAUGCCCUCUUACACAAGCUUGGAAAGAAGGGUGACCAUGAGAGCAUUUGGAGCUGAAUUAAUCCUCACUGAUCCAGCCAAAGGAAUGGGAGGAACAGUAAAGAAGGCUUAUGAACUUUUGGAAAACACACCAAAUGCUCACAUGCUGCAACAAUUUUCAAACCCUGCCAAUACUCAGGUGCAUUUUGAAACAACAGGUCCUGAGAUAUGGGAGGAUACAAAUGGACAAGUUGACAUAUUUGUUAUGGGAAUAGGUAGUGGAGGCACAGUCUCUGGGGUUGGACAAUAUCUUAAAUCCAAAAAUCCUAAUGUUAAGAUAUAUGGAGUGGAGCCAAGUGAAAGCAAUGUGCUGAAUGGUGGUAAACCUGGUCCUCAUCAUAUAACUGGCAAUGGGGUUGGAUUCAAACCAGACAUAUUGGACCUGGAUGUUAUGGAAAAAGUUCUUGAAGUUAGCAGCGAAGAUGCAGUUAACAUGGCUAGGGUGUUGGCAUUGAAGGAAGGACUCAUGGUAGGGAUAUCAUCUGGAGCUAACACAGUUGCAGCACUCAGAUUGGCUCAGCUGCCUGAGAACAAAGGCAAACUUAUUGUGACUGUUCAUCCAAGCUUCGGUGAACGAUACCUAUCAUCUGUUCUGUUCCAAGAGCUUCGUCAAGAAGCUGAAAACAUGCAGCCAGUAGCAGUUGAUUAAUUCCAUGCAUAAGCUUUGUUGUGGAGUUACAUUACAUGGAGCAACCUAGUUAUUACAAUCCUGUUGUAGCAAAAAUUGUUAACAUCAUCUUACAGUUCGGCCAUAGCAAAAAUUGUCAAACAAAGCUGUGUUAAUUGGGAAAAGGUUUUGAUACAGCUUACAAUAAGAGCUGUGUUAAUGUUUUGUAUUGUUCUUUAGUUUUCAUUUUUAAUCGAAAAAGGUAUAAAGCAAUCGAAGUGUUCUUUAUAAUUCUUGGAAUCAAAUCCUAUUAUGGGUA